This is a messenger RNA of Fragaria vesca subsp. vesca, 993 nucleotides long. RefSeq lists its product as uncharacterized. The record is from RefSeq and is a predicted model, not a curated record. Gene Ontology annotation, cellular component: plastid-encoded plastid RNA polymerase complex. The coding region runs from base 1 to 993 and encodes 330 amino acids. The transcript has 6 exons. NCBI's taxonomy places the organism in Eukaryota, Viridiplantae, Streptophyta, Magnoliopsida, Rosales, Rosaceae.
AUGAGAGCCACCGCUCUCUUCCUCUCUCCGCCGCCGCUCUUCACCUCCCACAAGCCUCUCUCCUCACCCACCACCGCCCCUCUCCUCCUCCACUCUUCCCUCCCCCUCCCUCUCCGCUCCCUCAAACCCAACCCCACCCUCAGCCGCCCGUCCUUCCUCGUCCGCGCCGACGACGCCGACGCCGACGGAGGCGGCCCCGACGACUACGACAUGGACGACGACGAGCUCGAGGAGGUCGACAACAAGAAGGACUUCGACAUCGAAUACGACCCCCUCGCCGCCGCGGCUGCCGCCGUCGCCGCCGCCAACGGCGAUGUCGACAUCGCCAUGGUGCAGAGCAAGAGCUUCGUCCAUACGCAGGGAUGGGACUCCGAGAUGGUGGUGGAUUAUCGGAUCAACGAGGACGAGUUUCACAAGAUAAGCUUGCUCGAUUGUGAUUUCUUUAUCAGGAAACCGCCGGACCCCGAUAACGACGUCUUCGAUUUCCGAGAGAUGUAUGUUACUCCUCCGGAUACAGAUGUUUAUGCCAUUCCUAAGGUUUUAGCUCCAAUGCCUGACAAGUACAUUCGAUGUGCCAAGAGUGAAUAUGCAUCCUACAAUGUGACUGAACCGCCGAUUGAUGCUCCUAGAGAUCCAUUGUACAAGACCGAGAGGGACAUUCUGAAGGUUUAUUUGACAAAGCACUACAGAAACCGGCGCUUGGGAGACCCUGAUUUUGUACUGGAUUUUGAAGAGAUUUAUGUAAUUGAUUCCAAGACAAAGUCUAUUAGCAGAGCGAAAGUUCUGGUCACUGUUCCAGGGGGAAAAACAAGAGAUAGAAGACAUGAUCUGCUUGUAAUACGUGACAAUGGCAACACCUUCAGAAUAGUUCAUGGGAGUGAAAAAGAUGAUCCCACCACAGUGAUAGAGAGGGAAGAGUGGAAUAAGACCAGAAAGGACAUGGAGAGACAUCUUAGCAAGCUACGAGAUUUCCCGGUUUCAAAUUGGUUCUAG